Glycine soja is the source of this 2444-nucleotide messenger RNA. Its product is annotated as RNA-binding protein 24-B-like. Bases 751 to 1641 code for a protein of 296 amino acids. Gene Ontology annotation, molecular function: RNA binding. The record is from RefSeq and is a predicted model, not a curated record. The transcript is spliced from 6 exons. Lineage: Eukaryota; Viridiplantae; Streptophyta; Magnoliopsida; Fabales; Fabaceae.
UGAAGAUGAGAUGAGGUCGAAUAGAGACCAAAAUGGCUUGACUCGAUCCACCUCACCACAAACAUAUUAUAUUAUUAUUUUUUCUUGUGUUUGGUAUAGAUGUAGAAGAAGAAGAGUAAGUGGGUUACAACGAGAAAGGUUGGUCUUUUGGUUUUUGACAUUUCAUUAAUUGGAGACAGCCUAUGCACCCUACUUGUGUUGUGGGCACCCACUAGCAGCUUUUUUGUCUCCUUAUUUUUAUUAUUAUUAUUAUACUCUCUCUUCUUCUCCACACCCCAACAAGCAAGCAACUAAGUUUUCAUUGGCAUAUAAAUGUUUUUUCUUGUAAGAGAGUUUUUUUUUCGUUUCACUCCUUCGACAGUAAAUGGUGUUUUUUCUGUCAAGUAGUGUUGUGGAAUCUGAGGAGUUUGUUGCUGUUGUGCAUGCAGAAAAGUAGCAAUUAUAGCCUUAGAAAAACAGAAGAAGAAAGAAAACAAAAACCAUUCCUUAAAGUAAGAAGGAGUAGCACGAACAGAAUCAUGAGUGCACGAGUGUUUUCAUUGAUGGGUUUUUAGAAGAGCAAACACAGCUUCUUUUCCAGCCUUUAUUAACCGUUUCUUUUUCCCCCACUCUCUCACACUCUCAUAUUUGUCUUUGGAUUUUGUGUUUUGUUUUUUAUUUUUAUUUUUAUUUUGUUUUGUAUUUGGGAUUUUUGGGGGUUGCUUACUUCUGUUGGGAAGUUCUAGUAUUUGAUAGAGUACCACUUCUUUAAUGUCUCAACAAAGGCAAACCCAGAUGGUGGGUGGUAACAACCCUGACCAAUAUAAUGACACAACUUUCACCAAAAUCUUUGUUGGAGGAUUGGCUUGGGAGACUCAGAGGGACACAAUGAGGAGGUAUUUUGAGCAGUUUGGAGAGAUCUUAGAGGCUGUUGUCAUCACAGAUAAGAACACUGGGAGAUCCAAGGGUUAUGGCUUUGUCACAUUUAAGGAUCCUGAGUCAGCCAUGAGAGCAUGUCAGAAUCCAUCUCCAGUUAUUGAUGGUAGGAGGGCUAACUGCAACCUUGCUUCUCUUGGUGCAAGCAAGAACCGACCACCAACUUUUCAGCAUGGUGCAGGACGGUUCAGGCCUCCACCUGGACUAGUGGCAUCACCACCUGCUUAUCAUGGUUCUUCAUCUACAUUUUUCCAUCAACCCCCUAGGCAAUACACAUUUCCUUAUUCAGCUUACAGAUAUUCUGGAUAUUCACAAGACACCUUGUAUCCUACGAGUUAUUAUAAUGUCUAUGGAGUUCAGCAGUUUUCACCUUACUACCCUUCUUCUGGAGCUUCUGGGGAAGUUGGGUUGAUCCACAAUAUCUACCCCUUUUAUGGUCAAUAUGCACAGAGUAUUCAGGCUCCUGGUUUUGGGGUUCAGUACCCCCAAAUGGCACAGUUUCCAUUUUUGCCUCAGCAUUAUGGCUCCAGCACUGGGAUAUUGUCAUAUCCUUCUUCAGUGACAGUGCCAACUACUAGUGCAGUAACAGGAAUUGCAACCACAACUACAACUACAACAACAUCAGCAAGUGUGGCAGCAACAGUGGUUGGUACUACUUCACAAGCCUCUCAAGCAGCUUCUGAACAAACUUCCACAUCUACAAGGUCACAGAACUUGCAAGGCUAAUUAACCACAUCAAAAGCUGAAUUCAAAGUAUAAGGAAUUUGUUAGAUAAAGCUUUGCGCCCCUAACCGACCUUAACCCCAUUCUCAUUUUUCAUCAUGACAAAACUCAAAAAGUCAUCAUCAUCAUACAUGUUUGUUUUAGGAAAUUAGGCUUUAUUAUUAUUUAAUUUUUUUAAAGUAGGUUGUAGAAGUAGGUGAAGAUCAUACUCAUUCAUGUAUUCAGCAUUGGGUAGAAUCUAACUAUUUGAGCUUUGGAUUCUACCUUUUAGAGUAAUUCAACCAAAGAUUAUUAUGUCUUGGGUGAUGGGAGCAUCCAAUGACAUAGUCCUUUGUUUAUAGUAUUUCAGCAGAUGGGGUUCAAAAGAUCAUUUUAUAUCUUUUGAACUUUCCAUUGGCCAGUCAAAUAGGAAGACAAAAUUGAGCUUGGAUGGCUCAAUAGGCUAGCAAGCAUUUUAUUUUUUCUAUUGUCAUUCAUGAUUGAUUUUUUUUUUGUUUUUGCAAAAGAUAGGAUUAGUCCAAAAGUAAAACAUAACGUUUAUUGUUUCUCUCUCUUUUUCACAUAUAAUCAUGUUUUUACCAUUCAUGUUUCGCUGUCACGUUACAUUCUUUUUGUUAUAGAUAAAGAUUAUUCUUCUUUUGCAUCAAUUAAGUGUCUUUUACUCUCUGAACAACUGCAAACGUAUAUGGAAUCCAAUGGAGCUAUCAUAUGUGGUGUCAAUAGUUGUUGGUACCUUUCGAAUGCUUUUUUAAGCAUACUAUUAUUAAUAUGAGGAUGGGGUGAUUGGCAUCACUUUUCUUGACCAA